CCGCUUUAAUUUCGGACCAAAUAUUCGCGAGAUCAGGGUCCCAGAAGUCUUCCAACAGGAUCCAGAAGCCCAGGCUCUCUGGGCGACCCAGGGCCAGCCGCUUCUUCAUCCGGGCCUCAGUUUCUCUCAUCUGUAAAAUGGAGGUGGAGAGGUGAGAAAACGAACCCGGGAAAACGGAUUCUUGGUCUCUUUGUUAUCGGCAAUAUCGAUUUAGCCUCCUUGCCUCCUCCCCGAGGUUCCCAGGUAGCCACCCUGUCCCGUGCCUUCCCACUCUCUCUCUCUCCUUGAGAUUCGGGGUCCCCUUUCCACGCCCUCCAGGGUACAAUAGUAGAGCGGGAGGCGGGGCCCAGAGGCGCUCGAGGCCACACCUGCAGGCCUCUCAUUGGCUGCUUUUGAACGUCUGGGCCCGCCCCUCGGGGCGGGGACGCGGCGUCUUUAUAACGAUCCGGCUGCGGGGUUCGGAGCGUGCCUUCUACAACCGUCUCUGCCGCGCGGAGGUCUCCUCUUGCACGCCCAGCUCCCGCCUCCUCGCUCACCCCGACGCCAGAAUCAUGAAGGUCGCCAGUGGCAACGCCGCGGCCGCCGCGGGCCCCAGCUGCGCGCUCAAGGCCGGCAAGACGGCGGGCGAGGUGGUGCGCUGCCUGUCCGAGCAGAGCGUGGCCAUCUCCCGCUGCGCCGGCGGCCCCGGCGCGCGCCUGCCCGCCCUGCUGGACGAGCAGCAGGUCAACGUGCUGCUGUACGACAUGAACGGCUGCUACUCGCGCCUCAAGGAGCUGGUGCCCACCCUGCCCCAGAACCGCAAGGUGAGCAGGGUGGAGAUCCUCCAGCACGUCAUCGACUACAUCUGGGACCUGGAGCUAGAACUGAACUCGGAAUCUCAAGUCGGGACCCCCGGGGCCCGGGGGCUGCCCGCUCGGGCUCCGCUCAGCACCCUCAACGGCGAGAUCAGCGCCCUGGCUGCCGAGGCGGCGUGUGUCCCCGCGGACGACCGCAUCUUGUGUCGCUGAAGCGCGUGCUCCAGACCCCGCCGACCCCAGCCCUCCAGGGGCGAGAGGAACGAGUGCGCUCUGGCCCUCCCGAGCGCCUGCCGCAGCUGGGGAGGAACAGGACAGACCAGCGGCCUCCGGGCGCCUGUGGAUCCAGCCCCGGGCUGGGGGACUGACGGGACAGGCCGAUCUUCCCUCCACAGCUAUCAGCCACCAGAGACUUGGGGGAGUUUCCCCCCCGUGUGUUUCUAUUUUUUGAAAAGCAGACAUUUUAAAAAAUGGUCACGUUUGGUGCUUCUCAGAUUUCUGAGGAAAUUAUUGCUUUGUAUUGUAUAUUACAAUGAUCACCGACUGAGAAUAUUGUUUUACAAUAGUUCUGUGGGGUUGUUUUUUUUUUUCUGUUGUUAUUAAACAAAUACUUUAGAUGAUGGUAAA
Myotis lucifugus (little brown bat) is the source of this 1421-nucleotide messenger RNA. It is a transcript of the gene ID1, whose product is annotated as inhibitor of DNA binding 1, HLH protein. The record is from RefSeq and is a predicted model, not a curated record. Lineage: Eukaryota; Metazoa; Chordata; Mammalia; Chiroptera; Vespertilionidae. Gene Ontology annotation, cellular component: cytoplasm; nucleus. The coding region runs from base 552 to 1007 and encodes 151 amino acids. The transcript has 2 exons. Gene Ontology annotation, biological process: circadian regulation of gene expression; negative regulation of transcription by RNA polymerase II; cell differentiation. Gene Ontology annotation, molecular function: transcription regulator activity; protein dimerization activity.